AUGGAUGACUCGUCGCUUCGCCAUUCCAUCUCCCUCCACCCUCAUCCCUUCAAUCUUUCUCGCGAAGACAUCCGCCUCUCCGCACGCACACCAUCAGCUGUCUUGCCCUCCGACGAAGCAGUCGUCUCGGCCGUGAAAGGAAUCACUGAUACUGAGAAUAUCCCCUCCGAUGCCGAACGAAAUUCUCUACGACGAUACACUUCAACAAAUGAUCCGCUUCAAUUAGCGUCAAAGCUCAAGACCGAGGAAGAAAUCAAGCAGAUUCGCGCCAACACGUCCCGAAAGCGAGAUCGUGUCACUCCAUCGUUCAUUGGAGAUAGAUUGGGAAUAACCUCGUCAGGCAAACUGCAAGAGUUUUAUCAAGUACAGAACGAGAACAUCGAGCGGUUCUUGACCCCCGUCGAAGAGCAUGUCCGGGCAGCCAAGGAGUUCAACAGCUCAAACCAGUUGAAGUACAAAAUUGCGGUAUGGGGUAGUUUUGCAGCCAAUGUCGUCUUGUCUAUUGUCCAAGUGUAUGCUGCCAUAUCUUCGGGCUCGUUGUCUCUCUUCACCACUAUGGCGGACGCGAUUUUCGAUCCCAUGUCGAACAUCACCCUCCUGCUAUCGAACAAAGCCGUCACACGAGUUGACCCUCGCAAAUUCCCCGCCGGCAAGGCACGUAUCGAAACCGCGGGAAACAUUUGCUUCUGUUUCUUGAUGACUGCAGUAUCCUUUCUUAUUAUCGCCUUUUCGAUCAAACAGCUCAGCGAUGGAAGCACUGAACAAACAACCAGUCUCCACCUCCCCUCCGUCAUCGCCGUCAUCGCCGCCUUUUGCACCAAACUCUCAUUGUUCUUGUACUGCUGGGCAUUGCGUAACCAGUAUUCACAAGUGCGGAUUCUGUGGGAGGACCAUCGUAACGACUUGCUUGUCAACGGAUUUGGUAUCUUGACGUCGGUUGGUGGAAGUAAGCUGCGCUGGUGGAUUGAUGCCACAGGCGCCAUAUUUCUCUCGUUCUUGAUUGCAUUUUUGUGGUUGCGGACGUCUUAUUCGGAGUUCAUGUUGCUCAUUGGAGUGACUGCAGAUACACAGAUGCAGCAGCUGAUCACUUAUAUCUCAAUGACACAUUCACCCGCCAUCACAGCCAUCGACACAGUCCGUGCUUAUACCUCUGGACCUCGUCUGGUCGUCGAAGUCGACGUUGUCAUGGAUCGCAAUGCGACACUCAUGGCCACACACGACGUUGCCGAGGAGUUGCAAAUCAAGCUCGAAUCAUUGCCGGGCGUCGAGCGUGCUUAUGUUCAUGUCGACUAUGAGACAACCCAUAAACCAGAGCACUUUUUGAAGAAGGAGCUGUAA
Molecule: messenger RNA, 1338 nt
Organism: Talaromyces marneffei
Lineage: Eukaryota; Fungi; Ascomycota; Eurotiomycetes; Eurotiales; Trichocomaceae
Exons: 2
Coding region: 1-1338 (445 amino acids)
Biological process (GO): monoatomic cation transport; transmembrane transport
Cellular component (GO): membrane
Molecular function (GO): monoatomic cation transmembrane transporter activity
Source: RefSeq, a predicted model, not a curated record